Diachasmimorpha longicaudata is the source of this 1843-nucleotide messenger RNA. RefSeq names its product Glutamate oxaloacetate transaminase 1 (gene Got1). Gene Ontology annotation, biological process: L-aspartate biosynthetic process. Gene Ontology annotation, cellular component: cytosol. The transcript has 7 exons. Bases 160 to 1395 code for a protein of 411 amino acids. The record is from RefSeq and is a predicted model, not a curated record. Gene Ontology annotation, molecular function: L-aspartate:2-oxoglutarate transaminase activity; pyridoxal phosphate binding. Lineage: Eukaryota; Metazoa; Arthropoda; Insecta; Hymenoptera; Braconidae.
UUGUCACAAGGUUGUUCCAGUCCAACUAUUUCCACUUGAUGUUCCAGGAACCUGAGGUAUCAAAGAGUCCAUUGAAUAUCGAGUAGAGUGAGAAUAAGAAAAACUCACUUUCACCUACAAAGAUCGUUGCAUUCUCCGCUGUGGGCAACACCAUCAAAAAUGUCGACGAGAUUCUCUGGAAUUGAGAUGGGUCCACCCAUCGAAAUUUUCGCCCUGAAUAAAAAAUUUCUGGACGAUAACUUCGAGAAGAAAGUCAAUCUAACAAUCGGAGCAUAUCGCACAAACGAGGGAAAGCCCUGGGUUCUCCCAGUAGUGAAGAAAGUUGAGAGAAAUCUCGCUGAAGAUGCACUCCAGAAUCACGAGUAUCUUCCCGUCCUCGGUCUGGACGCAUUCAGUCAGAGUGCUAUUGAGAUGCUCCUGGGCAAGAAUUCUCAAGCGAUCAUCCAGGGGCGAGCCAUAGGGGUCCAGUCCUUGUCAGGAACCGGAGCUCUCCGCGUCGGCGCCGAGUUUCUCUCCCGAAUUCUCCGUUACGACACGUUUUACUACAGCAAGCCAACCUGGGAGAAUCACAAGCUGAUAUUCACGAACGCUGGAUUCAAGAAAGGCUGUGAGUACAGGUACUGGAAUCCGGUGACCCGGAGUGUGGACAUUGAGGGAAUGCUCGAGGACCUCAGCAAUGCCCCUGAGAAUUCUGUGAUUAUUCUCCACGCUUGUGCUCACAAUCCCACGGGGUGUGAUCCGACUGCUGACCAAUGGGAGAAAAUCGCUGAUGUUGUUCAGCGAAAAAAACUUUUUACGUUCUUCGACAGUGCUUAUCAAGGAUUCGCAAGUGGUGAUUUGGAUCGUGAUGCCUAUGCAGUACGACUCUUUGUCGAACGUGGCAUUGAGUUCCUGGGGGCCCAGAGCUUUGCCAAGAACUUCGGCCUCUACAAUGAACGCGCUGGAAAUUUGGCAGUAGUAAUGAACAACGCGAAAGAGCUAGCUCAAGUCAAAUCCCAAUUGACUCUUAUUGUUCGAGGAAUGUACAGCAAUCCACCUAAUCAUGGAGCACGAAUUGUUGCUACUGUUCUGGGGAAUGCAGAUCUGUAUGAAGAAUGGAAAGAUCAUAUUCGCACAAUGGCAAAUAGAAUAAUCAAGAUGAGACAGGGAUUAUACGAGAGACUCAUAAAACUUGGAACUCCAGGAACAUGGGAGCACAUUACGAAACAAAUCGGAAUGUUUUCAUACACUGGAUUGACAGAAAUCCAAGUGGAACAUCUGAGGAACCACUACCACAUUUACAUGGCCCGAAGUGGCCGCAUAAACAUGUGCGGACUCAACGAUCACAAUAUAGAUUACGUAGCAAAUGCAAUGCAUGAAACCAUCAUCUCACUGCCAGACAAUGAGAAUAAUUAAUGACAAUUUGCCGCGGGGGAUCAAUAAUCCAUAAGGCAGGGUCAAGAUUAGGAAAUUAAUAUAUUUGUUGAUUGCUAUCUGUCCGAGAGAGAUCAUCGAUUUUUAAAAAUCUGAAUUUCUUCAGAAAACGUAUCACAAUAAUGAGUACAAAAUGGUAAACAUUGUUAGCAGAUGUACUAACUCAGUAGAAUGACCAAUAAUUUUACAAAUGUGAAUUAAACCUUGUAAUACGUGUGCCAAAGAGAAAUAGCAUGUGAAGGCAAUGUCAAAUCACCAGUAAUGAAAUUUUUGUUUAGUCUGUCUGUGAAUACUGGAUAUUGCAUUUAGAAGAAUGAACAAAUUAUCGAUGACAUUAGGAUUGUACAAUUAGUUCAUAGGUGAAUUGAAUGUUUGACAUGUUUAUUUUGAUGGAAUAUGUUACCAUUGUAAAAUAAAAAUUUCGUUUAAU